AUUGCAAAUACCUGUCUCCAUCCUUAGAGAGAUUCUCGGCCCUUACCUUCUGUUGUAUUGUGAUACGGCCUCUUUUCCGUUGUCGUUCAAGUCUGGAGUUUCUUUCUCGCGCAAACUCAGCAGGUACUGCAGAAUUACACUAUCACCGUCAUUCGAUUGCCCUCAUGGCUAGCCACAUCAUCGGCAACCGUAACAGCACUCCGGACGCCUCCAAGUCGUCCCUUCGUCCUCCGUCGUCUUCUCGGAACCUAGGUUCUCACCAGCUACGCGCGUCGGCCGAUAUGUCUGGCUUCCCGUCUCCGCUGUCGUCUCGCAGCAUCCGCCCGUCGUCGGAAGUGUACUAUAACCAGCAGUCUCAGGCUCAGAACAAUGCGGAGGAUCCUUUGGAUCGUGCAGCUCAGCAGUGGCUCGCCGAUAUUGAUCAAUACGAGACUACUCUGGAGGAGAUGGCGGCUGCUACGCUUGACCAGGACUUCAAGGACGAGCUGAGUGCUAUCGAACAAUGGUUCCGCGUCCUCAGUGAGGCCGAGAGAACCGCCGCUCUUUAUGCUCUGCUGCAGCAGACUACGCAGGUGCAGAUCCGAUUCUUCAUUCAGGUGCUGCAGCAGAUGGCCAAAAGUCACCCAAUGUCGGGCCUCUUGUCACCUGCCAAUUUUGGUGAGAAGGACGCGAUGUCCAACAGGUUGAAUGAUGCGAUGUCAAAGUUGAACAUUGACAGCUCCCGCAACUCCUUGGGUCGCCCUCCGCCGUCCCCUGGUGCCAAGCGCAACUCGGGUCUGGACUCUUCGACCAUUAAUGCCAUGUUCCCCGAUGCCGCCGCGGCCAUCGCCAAGAAGAAGGCCGAGUUCACGCAGCAAACUGGCAACGCUCCGCCUUCCAACCGCAAUAGCGCUGUUUAUGGCGACCGCUCCUCGUUUGUUGCACCGACCAUCUCCGCUCCGGACAACACAGACAACCUGGGUCAGACUCCCGCUUCGCCAUGGGCUCAACGAGGUAAUGAGCCUCAGCCGCCUAUUGCCCGACCCAAGUCUUCAUCCGGUCAGCAGCCGAUGGGACAGUUCAGCCAGGCCUCGUCGGGCCUGCGUUCUCCGCUACCCACACAGACGGCCACCAUCCCGGCUCCUGAGAUCGAGGCACCCCUACUGUCGCCGUACAAUGUUGGAAAUGCCAGCUGGGCCUCCAUGACCAACACUCCGAUGACAGCGACCUUUGGUCAGCAGGUGCACCAGCCGCCGAACUCGCAGGCGGAUAUGGUCGCGAAUGCCACCGCGAUGAAGCUGGCCGCUUUGUCGACGGUCAACAACCGCAUCGCACUGGAUGAUGCGCGCAAGUACCGCCGUGCUCGCUCAAACGAUGGACAGGGCAGAUCUUCCAACGCCAAUGUCAACCAGACCAUGCAAGGCGGUCUUGCAAGCCCCGGCCUUCCGGGAGCGAAUCAUCUAGUUGCCGGACAGCUUUUGAACGCCCAACAGCUAGCCGCGUUGCAAGCUCAACAGCAGGCGGCGAUGGCGGGUCGACGGUCCCGCCCCACCUCCCCAGGCAUUGCCAUGCAGGGAGGCGCGCUUGGAGCGAUGGGCUUCACCUCACCGCAAAACAAUGGCUUCCUGGCGGCUUAUGACCCCAACAAUCCGUUACUGGGUAAUGGAUUGGGUGCUCUGGGUCUCAGCCAGUUUGGGCUCGGCGGUCAUGAGGGCUACCUCUCUGAUCAUUCCGAAGUCACUCGUGGCCGCUCUCCCCGGGGUCGCCGUGGCAGCUCCAAGCCGCCCGAGGAUCCCACCGACCCGAAUCUUCUGAAGGAUAUUCCCAGCUGGCUGAGAUCUCUUCGCUUGCACAAGUACACGGAUAACCUUAAGGAUCUCAAAUGGACCGAGCUGAUUGAGCUCGACGACAAGGCUCUGGAGGAUCGUGGUGUCAACGCUCUUGGCGCCCGGAACAAGAUGCUCAAGGUGUUUGAGCAAGUCAAGGAGGCCAAGUCCGAAGGAAAACUCGACAACGUUGCGUGAUGACACGGAUUUACUUCUGUCAUUUCUUUUUCAUUCUAACAUUCUCUCAACUGCAUUAAUUUGACUAGAUUGACCUUGGCAUAAGUGGCAGGAUCCGACCUAUGAGCGAUCUCUUUGGAAUGAGCUUUGGAAGGAGAGAUGUAUGUACUUUUUGUGACGUGCUUUUUGGCUUUACGCAGCCGAUCAACGGAUCAACAGGGCGUGCAGCAUUUGAGAGGCCCGGUUGUGUCUCAAGUGCUGGCGAUGUCUGGAAACGGGUUAUGAAAGCAACAGGUCUGUCUGACCAGGAUGUGCAG
Molecule: messenger RNA, 2299 nt
Organism: Aspergillus novofumigatus IBT 16806
Lineage: Eukaryota; Fungi; Ascomycota; Eurotiomycetes; Eurotiales; Aspergillaceae
Product: RNA-binding protein VTS1
Exons: 4
Coding region: 165-2003 (612 amino acids)
Biological process (GO): nuclear-transcribed mRNA poly(A) tail shortening; regulation of mRNA stability
Cellular component (GO): P-body
Molecular function (GO): mRNA binding; protein binding; translation repressor activity
Source: RefSeq, a predicted model, not a curated record